GGUGGCGAGAGAGUGGGAGAGAAAGAGAGAGAAGGGGGCGGGGGUUGCGGGUUAGGGUUUUGCUGGUUAUGGUGGGAUUGUGAGAUAUGGCGGGGGAGAAGCCAUCGGUGGAGCUCUGCAAGGGCGUCAAUGGCCUCGACAAGGUCGUGCUGAGGGAUGCGCUGGGCAGCUCAGCCGAGGUGUACUUGUUUGGAGGUCAUGUAACAUCCUGGAGAACUGAUCACAGGGAGGAGUUGCUUUUUGUCAGCAAUAAGGCUAUUUUCAAGCCCCCAAAAGCAAUACGUGGGGGCAUCCCAAUAUGUUUUCCACAAUUUUCAAGCCAUGGAAAUCUUGAACAACACGGAUUUGCCAGGAAUAAGUUUUGGAGUAUUGACACUGAUCCACCACCUUUUCCAUCAGACAGUUCAAGCAAGACUUUUGUUGAUCUGAUUCUGAAGCCAACUGAUGAUGAUAUCAAGAUAUGGCCUCACAGGUUUCUGUCUUUCAGUCAACAAUUUUUAUUAUUAGUUUGCCACUUUGUUUCAUGCUUUCAAUUUUUUUUUUUUUUGCUUUCUUAUUAUGUUGGACUCCUUUCUUUUGCAAGUUGCAUCCACUUUUGUGUUAAUAAAUACUUAAUCUUCUAUUACAGUUAUGAAUUCCGUCUAAGAGUUGCAUUGGGCCUUGGAGGAGAUCUCAUGUUGACAUCACGCAUAAGAAAUACCAAUGCUGAUGGAAAACCGUUUUCAUUUACAUUUGCAUACCACACUUAUUUUUCAGUUUCUGAUAUCAGUGAAGUGCGGGUAGAAGGUCUGGAGACAUUGGACUACCUUGACAACUUGAAGGAAAGAGAACGUUUCACAGAACAAGGAGAUGCAAUUACAUUUGAAUCAGGAGUGGAUAAAAUAUAUUUGAGCACACCAACCAAGAUCGCUAUUAUAGAUCAUGAAAAGAAAAGGACUUUUGUUUUGCGCAAAGAUGGACUUCCAGAUGCCGUGGUAUGGAAUCCUUGGGACAGGAAGGCCAAAGCAAUGCCAGAUUUUGGGGACGAUGAGUACAAGCAUAUGCUUUGCGUGGAGGCUGCAGCCAUCGAGAAGCCCAUCACUCUGAAACCUGGUGAAGAAUGGAAAGGAAGGUUAGAGCUGUCUGCUGUUCCCUCCAGCUACUGCAGUGGGCAACUGGAUCCUCGAAAGGUUCUUCAAGGAUGAUGUCUAUCAGAUGUGUCUUGUACAGGCACUAAUUUGUUGCAUAAGGGUGCUUGAAAUUGGCUUUGGGAUGGACGUUCUCCUCCUCCAUUUUCCUUUAUGAUCCGUGUACCUAGAAGUUUCAUUGGAAUAAUAGUGCCCUGUACAUCAAUUUGGCUCCCCUCUAUUAAGCAGGAGUUCCAACCUGAA
This is a messenger RNA of Musa acuminata AAA Group (dessert banana), 1370 nucleotides long. Its product is annotated as putative glucose-6-phosphate 1-epimerase. Lineage: Eukaryota; Viridiplantae; Streptophyta; Magnoliopsida; Zingiberales; Musaceae. Gene Ontology annotation, molecular function: carbohydrate binding; glucose-6-phosphate 1-epimerase activity. Gene Ontology annotation, cellular component: cytoplasm. The record is from RefSeq and is a predicted model, not a curated record. Bases 87 to 1184 code for a protein of 365 amino acids. Gene Ontology annotation, biological process: carbohydrate metabolic process. The transcript is spliced from 8 exons.